This is a messenger RNA of Capsicum annuum, 1327 nucleotides long. Its product is annotated as protein NEDD1-like. Gene Ontology annotation, molecular function: protein binding; gamma-tubulin complex binding. Gene Ontology annotation, cellular component: kinetochore microtubule. Gene Ontology annotation, biological process: cell plate assembly; regulation of phragmoplast microtubule organization; positive regulation of cytokinesis. The record is from RefSeq and is a predicted model, not a curated record. NCBI's taxonomy places the organism in Eukaryota, Viridiplantae, Streptophyta, Magnoliopsida, Solanales, Solanaceae.
UUUUUUUAAAUAAUUUUUUUGAAAUGGGGUUAUGCUUGUAUUGAUAUAUUAUGGUUCUUUGCUUUAUUGUUUUGUUAUGGUUCUUGAUUUUUAGUUAAUGUAUUGGAGCCUUGUUAAGCAUUUGGGGCUUCUUGGUUUUAUGUUUGCUUCAUAUUGUACAACUUUUACUCAUUGUUUUUUGGAUGUUUGGUUUGAAAAAUGAUCUUUUUGAGAGAUGGGUUUAUGCUUGUUUGGUUGUACUAUGGUUCUUUGCUUUAUUGUUUGUUAUGGUUCUUGAUUUGAAGUUAAUUUAUGGAGACUUGUUAAGCAUUUGGGGCCUCUUGGUUUUUGUUUGGUUCAUAUUGUACAACUUUUACUCAUUGUUUUUUGGAUGUUUGGUUUGAAAAAUGAUCUUUUUGAGAGAUGGGUUUAUGCUUGUUUGGUUGUACUAUGGUUCUUUGCUUUAUUGUUUGUUAUGGUUCUUGAUUUGAAGUUAAUUUAUGGAGACUUGUUAAGCAUUUGGGGCCUCUUGGUUUUUGUUUGGUUCAUAUUGUACAACUUUUACUCAUUGUUUUUUUAUGUUUGGUUUAAAAAAUGAUCUUUUUGAGAUGGGUUUAUUAUGCUUGUUUGGUUAUAUUAUGGCUCUUUGCUUAAUUGUUUUGUUACGGUUUUUGAUUUUUCGUUAAUGUAUGGAGCCUUGUUAAGUCUUUGGCGUCUCUUGUUUUUAUGUUUGGUGGGAAAAAAAAUCAUUCUUUAGAUUCUUUGAGAUGGGGGUAGGGUUUCAAAUCAAACACCUAAAGUAGAAAAUGCUCAAUUAUACCCACUUCACUCUCCCAUCCAAUCUUCUCUCUUUCUCUUUUUGCACUUUCCCAUCUUCUUAAAAUCCAAAUCUUUCAUUCAUAAAAUUUUUACAUUUUACCCAUGCAGCAAUUAUAGAAUGAACUCCGAAGAUUCGCUAAAGGCCCUUUUGGCUUCUACUGGCGGUGAUACCGUUAAGCUAUUUGACCUCUCUCUGGAACCCCGUGAUCCCUGCAUUCUUAGCUACACUCCUUCCCCUGGCUUCCAAGUCAACUCCGUCAAGUGGAACCACACUAAUUUGGUGGUGGCAAGCGCUGGAGAUGACAAGAAGAUAUCAUUUUGGAGGAAAAAUGGACAGAGUUUGGGGACUGUACCAAUGGGCGGCGCUGAUGGUGCUGACAAUAUCGAGGAAUUUGUUUCAACAAUUAACUUUAGCAGCAAAGCAUCCAGAUACAUUUGUUCAGGAGGCAGUGGCCAAGUUGUACGAAUAUGGGAUUUGCAGCGGAAGCGUUGCAUCAAAUGGUUGAAAGGUCAUACUGAUACUAUCAGC